Messenger RNA from Carassius carassius (crucian carp), 1594 nucleotides. RefSeq names its product lefty1 (gene lft1). The record is from RefSeq and is a predicted model, not a curated record. Gene Ontology annotation, cellular component: extracellular region. Gene Ontology annotation, molecular function: cytokine activity; growth factor activity; transforming growth factor beta receptor binding. Lineage: Eukaryota; Metazoa; Chordata; Actinopteri; Cypriniformes; Cyprinidae. The transcript has 4 exons. The coding region runs from base 124 to 1200 and encodes 358 amino acids. Gene Ontology annotation, biological process: BMP signaling pathway; SMAD protein signal transduction.
AGUGCGAUCAACUGAGGGUCUCGGGGACGCAUAUAUAAGGACGGGCCGCUGUCAAAGCAGAGUCAUCUCAGCCCGAGAACAGCAGCACAGAGCCACAAUCUCUCCAGCACCUUCACGUGGAAGAUGUCUUCAAUCCGUGCCGCGUGCCUCCUUUGCGCAGCACUUUUCGCAAUGGUGAAGGGUUUUACACACGAAGACAUGAAAGACGCUCUGCUGAAGAAACUUGGACUGAGUGAAGUUCCGAGAAUUCACAAGCGGGACCUGGAGAACCUUUUGAUUCCAACGCACAUCAAGAACAAAUAUGUUUCCAUGCUGAAACUGCAUCACGCAAGAAAACGCCGCUCGCUUCCGAGUUUAGCCGGCAUACUGAGGGGAAUCCCUGGCAAUGCAGACAUAUCUGGUGAAUUUGUAUAUUCUGACACGACACGUCAACGCGUGAUGUUCGAGAUGACAUCAAGGAUUCCGGAGAACAGUGAAGUGACCAUGGCAGAACUAAAACUGUUCAAGAAAGCCCCACACAAGCGCUCCAUACCAGAGAGAAAGGGCCACAGACCCGUCAACAACGCCCGGGUGAGCAUCUACUGGGUGGAACUUCUGAAAGACGGGUCUAACCGAACUUCACUAGUGGAUUCCAGGUUGAUUCCAAUUCACGAAACCGGCUGGAAGAGCUUUGAUGUGACCCAGGCGGUGCACUAUUGGUCGAAGAGCCGAAUGGAGAUGCCCAUGCACCUGGAGGUGUGGAUCGAGGGCGAGAGACCCGGCAGUUACGCGGCAGAAAUGGCCAAGUGUGUCCGUUUCACAACUCAAGAUCCUAACGAUAACACUCUUGGAAAACCUGAGCUUGUUCUUUACACCCUCAACCUCGAGGAGUUUGGGUCUAGUGGAGACUGUGAAACCAACAAAGACAGUGAAAUGUGCUGCAGGGAAAAAUACUUCAUCAAUUUCCGAGCCUUGACGUGGACCCAGUACUGGAUCAUCGAACCAUCCGGGUAUCAGGCGUUCCGGUGUAACGGAGGCUGCCGGCAGCCCAAGCGCAACUACGGCUACGGAGAGAGGAAGUGCGCGGUUGUGGAAAGCGCACCGCUACCGAUGAUGUAUUUAGUUAAAAAGGGAGAUUAUACUGAAAUUGAGGUCGCUGAGUUCCCAAAUAUGAUUGUAGAAACAUGUGGAUGCGCAAUGGAUAAUGUUUCAGUUGUAUAAAUGUGCUAUUUGCCAUCGACCACGUGACACAAUGUACUUAAAAGCUAACGUUAUAAGGCUAAGAAAGGGUGUUGGCAACUUAACCCUUAUUAAGAUACCUCAAGCACUUUUUAUGAAAUUGUAAAUAUCGUUAAAUUGAUAUGCAUUUAUUUUUGCAUUUGUAUAUGAUGCCAUAUGAAGUGAAAGACUGAUUUGUAGAUGUUAUAUUUUGAGCAGUAAAUAGAAUGGUUUGUUGUAUAUGUCGACAUGUUGACUGAAUAUAAAUUCAACUAUUUUUCAUUGAAGUGAUUUGUCUUGGUCUUCGUUUGCAUAUUCCAGUGGUUGCAAAUGGCCACAUGGACUACAGACAUAAUUACACAAGGCAGUUAUGUUUUGUUUACUCUACAGACACAAA